AUGUUCAAAUUGGUGGUGUUGUCUGCUCUUUUGGCCGUUGCCAGCGCUGGAGUCUUCCAUGGUGCCGCUUACACCGUUCCAACAGCCGUAAGCCAUCAAUCUAGGACCGACGUUCACAGCAAACCUGUUGUGGCUUACUCGGCUGCUCCAGUCGUUGCUGCUGCUUACACGGCUCCAGUUGUAAAGACUGUCCCUACUGCUCCAUUAGCGUACACUUCUCCUUUGGCUUACAACACUUAUGCUGCUUACUCUACUCCAGUUGUGAUGAGCAUCUCUGCAGCUCCAGUUGCUUACACCGCACCAUUAGCUUACACUGCUCCAGUUGUUAAGACCGUCGCAACUGCUCCUGUAGCUUACACCGCCGCUGCCGGCAUCCCAACUGCAGUAAGCCACCAAUCGAGAACCGACGUGCACAGCAAACCAGUCGUAGCCGCUUACACUUCUCCAGUUGUUGCCGCUGCUUAUACUGCCCCAAUUGCCACCGCCGCUUACAACGUUCCAGUUGCCUACAAUUACGCCGCUUCACCAGUUGCUUACACUGGAUUCGGAUAUGCCAACAAAUUGGUAUUCCUGGACUUACGAACUCCCGAAUUUAGAAACAAAAUUCUAAAAGCUUUGUUUACAACUUUCUUGGCUGUUGCCAGUGCUAGAGUUCUUCAUGGCGCUGCUUACAGCAUUCCUACUGCUGUUAGUCAUCAGUCGAGAACAGAUGUUGUUAGCAAACCUGUAGUAGCCCCCGUUGCUUACACAGCUCCAAUUGUUGCUGCUGCUCCAGUGGCUUACACCUCUCCGGUAGCUUACGCUGCUCCAGUUGUUAAAACCGUAGCUCCAGUAGCUUACACAGCAGGUGCCGCAAUCCCAACUGCCGUUAGCCACCAAUCGAGAACUGAUUUCGUCAGCAAACCUGUUGUUGCCGCUUACACUGCUCCAGUUGUUGCUUCUCCUUACACCGCUCCAGUAGCUUACACCGCCCAAGUAGCCAACGCUGCCUACGCCGCUCCAGUCGCUUACACCGGAUUAUAUUACUAA
Messenger RNA from Nicrophorus vespilloides, 1029 nucleotides. Its product is annotated as pupal cuticle protein G1A-like. The record is from RefSeq and is a predicted model, not a curated record. The transcript has 3 exons. The coding region runs from base 1 to 1029 and encodes 342 amino acids. NCBI's taxonomy places the organism in Eukaryota, Metazoa, Arthropoda, Insecta, Coleoptera, Silphidae.